AUGGAGAUGCAGCAGCUGCCCCGCCAGCAGCAACAACAGCAGGGGCAGCAGUCGCAUUUCGGAGCAUCAGAGGAUGAGGACUUAGAGCAGAAACAGCAACAACCACAUAACCAACCACAACAACCACACCAACCGCGGCGCCAAUAUCAUCAACACCAACAAGAACGACAACUGCAAACACUACAGCCACCAGAAGAACAUCUCAAGGAUGCGGAAAUGAUGACCGAUAGGACAAGCGAGAAGCAACAGCAGCAAGAACACUACCAGCAAAAACAAUCAGAAGAUACGGAUAAACAGCUAACCAACGAUCAAGACGUAGACGAUGGGGAGAAUGACCAGGAGGAAGUUGAAGAUGAGGACGAAGACGAGGACGAUGAUGAUGGCACCAUUGUGGAGGACAGCGAUGCCACCAGCUGCAGCAGUUGUCGACGAGCCGAACUGGAGGAUAAUCAGCAAGAACAGCCGCCGACGUCAUCUCCCCAAAAGGAUAGGGAACACGUCACUUAGGGCCAUCUUCUUCCACAAAAUGAAGAGGCUGCACACAACACUUCAUUUUAGCUUGUCCAUCGGCUGCAAACGACACCGAUUGGUUGGUGGUAAAGAUUACAUCAUAUGCUCAGCAAAUAUAACUGAACAAGCGGAAAAAUGUUCAAUAAGAAAGCGCUACUAGAACAUACAUACACUACAAGAAACAGAGGAACUUGUUUAAAAGCACGAACCAACGAUGUUUAGUUUCGAAAUCACCAUUUCCCAUCCUGAACCUCAGCAUGUUGAUAAUAUAGUUUAGAAUAAGCAAUUGGUUACCAUUUGGAUUCGCAUUCGCUCCCCACGAUUCAAACAUCUGUUGAAAUAUACGUUUAAUAAUUUCUUUGCAAAUCUUUUAUGUGCUCGAGCAUUGCUUGGACUUAUAGUUUACGUAUAAAACCUGCGCAAUUAAACAAUUGUUAACAAGUGAAGAACCAAGAACCAUGUGUUAUAUUAUUUAUGUUUAUUAUUUUACCUUUUUUAUUUUCAAUCCAAUUUCGUUGGCGCUUAGCAGAGGCAAGAACCAGACACACACACACACGUACACAUAGCACAGGCAACAACCACCACUACAACCGAACGAGUAAAGUAAAGAAAAAAACUGAAUAUUUAACAAAAUUGUAAGGAAAACUCACAUAUUUUUCUGUCGGAUGGAUUAUUUAUGUGUAUUGAACUCUCAACACUUGUAAUCGGAAACCAAGCAGAAAGUAUAUAUAAAAAAUAGUAUAAUGUGAAAUUUGCAUACACACCAUACUCACUCACACACACAGACGCUCUCUGCACACCUAAUGGGUACACAGAGAAAAAUAUCUUGAAAUUGGCAUGCUUUUCCCAAAAAAACAAUGGUAUCCAUAACUUGAAUCGGUUUUUUGAAUUGUCAAAAAUACGCAGUUUUAAAAAUUGCAUUUGUUAGGUUUUUUGUACCGAAAUUGUUAUAUUUUUAUCUGAUUAUGUUAUAUGAUCAAAUAUUGCAAAUUGAGACCUUGCAACAUAUGUAGCUAUUAUAAGUGAUUCGAUGUUUAUCAAAUUGUGUUGGAUUAUUUUCAAAGUAUUUUACAAGUGAUUGCUAAUUUCUCUCUGUGUGCUUAAACAAUGUAUUAUUCAUUGCUUACGAGCAAACCAAAUCGGUGCGUGUUUGGACAUGGAUUUUUUCCACCUCCCAACCAAGCCCCCCCUCCCCGCCACAACCAUUAUUUACUCCUUUGCCUGGAUUUUGCCAAACAACGGCAAGCCAGCAAGAACAAGAAAAUAAAACCAUUGCAAUAAAACCAGAGCAGCAACAAAUUACACGCAAAUCGAAUAUUAUGUGUAUGUGUAUAUGUAUUGUCCAUCCACAGCAGCAAAGUAUGCAACAAAAAUUUUUGUAGAAACUGCAAGCAGUAAUAAAACAAAAAGGCGGAGAAAGUCGAAAGCAAAAAGCAAAGACAAAAUAAAUAAUUAUCAUCUUGUCGUUUAUAUAAGUGUGUGCUAUGUGUUUCUCCGAAUCGGAUUUAUGUUAUAAAAAACAGAAGAACAGUAACGAUUUAAAGGCAAAUUUCAAGGAAUGAAAGCGAACAGUAAUAAGAAACAAGGAAACCAAAAAGUAAAUAUAUAUAUAUUCAUGCAAGAAAUACAAAAUAAAGUAAACAUUGGUGUAAAUUAAGCAAGAACCUAAGUAAAACCUACUAAAAACAACCAAAAAAAAAGAAGCUUAAUACGUAAUUUCCUGAAAACAAC
Messenger RNA from Drosophila simulans, 2241 nucleotides. Its product is annotated as probable serine/threonine-protein kinase fhkB. NCBI's taxonomy places the organism in Eukaryota, Metazoa, Arthropoda, Insecta, Diptera, Drosophilidae. Bases 1 to 507 code for a protein of 168 amino acids. The transcript has a single exon. The record is from RefSeq and is a predicted model, not a curated record.